Molecule: messenger RNA, 1088 nt
Organism: Larimichthys crocea (large yellow croaker)
Lineage: Eukaryota; Metazoa; Chordata; Actinopteri; Sciaenidae
Gene: hscb
Product: HscB mitochondrial iron-sulfur cluster cochaperone
Exons: 6
Coding region: 125-955 (276 amino acids)
Biological process (GO): [2Fe-2S] cluster assembly; protein complex oligomerization
Cellular component (GO): mitochondrion
Molecular function (GO): protein-folding chaperone binding; ATPase activator activity
Source: RefSeq, a predicted model, not a curated record
GUGACGCUUUCACAAACACUGUUUACCCCUUCACCUUUUGGUUUCCUUUCUGUGAAGAGAGAGGGGUGUUCAUGUUAUGAGGGAGAAGAAGAGCUUAUGUUUUGACUGAGACAAAUCCUGCGAAAUGUUGUCAUUGAACUACACGCGGAUUGUGCGCUCAGCCCGGGCUUUGCUGCACCCACACUGGCUCCUGACGAAGCGAGAGUCAGUUUAUAAAGCUGUUACAUGUUCAGCACGUUGUAUAACUACCAGCUUACCACUGAAGGACACAUGGCACAGCAGCAGGAGCCUCAAAGCACUGGGAAAGGGGAGAAGUUACCACAGUAAUCUAUUACUCAGAUAUUACAGCACAGGUCAAGUCGAGCUAAACUGCUGGAAGUGCAAACAGCCUUUAGACCAAAGCCCUGCUUUUUUCUGCAUGUCAUGCAAAGUAGUCCAGCCUCCUGAAGAAGGGACAUCCUACUUCAAAAUUAUGGAUUGUGACUGCACAUUCACACUGGACACACAAAAGCUGCAGAAAAGAUACUUGCAGCUCCAGCGGUCUCUACAUCCAGACAACUUCAGCCACAAAUCUGUGAAAGAACAGGAGUAUUCAGAGACCCAUUCGGCUCUCGUGAACAAAGCAUACAGGACUCUGCUUAAGCCUUUGAGUCGUGGUCUUUAUAUGCUGGAGCUGAAGGGGAUAAGCAUAGAAGAGGGCACUGACUCAGGGGCUGAUCCAGAGUUUCUAAUGGAACUAAUGGAGAUCAAUGAAGCCCUUCAUGGAGCUCGGACUUCAGAACAAGCCAAUGAAAUUGGCAAAGACGCAAAAGGCAAACUGGCAGACUUGACAAAGGAGAUAGAUGCUGCCCUGCUUAAAGGAGAGCUUCAGGCUGCCAAAGCACUGCUUGCCCAAAUGAAAUACUAUGCAAACAUUGAAGAGAAAGUAAAGGAAAAACUUUCUGAAUUGAUGUAACGUUUGCCCCAUUUUGUGUCACUUUAUUUGAUAUUUCUAGCUCUUUUUUUUACAAAAGCGCAAAAGUAUUGCACAAUUGUCUUAAGAUUAUGUAAGCAUUGCUCAAAUUAAAUAAUAAAUCUUUACAACAUAA